CUCCGCCACAGUCUGGCGCUCUCCGCUCUCCUCACAGCGCAGCUUUUCUACUCCUCUUCCUCAAACCCAAAGUGUCCGGACCAAAACUGCAACAUUCCUGAGGACAACUUUCUUCACUGCUCAUGAACCUAUCAUUCCUACAGACCAGAAGAAACAUUUGGAGAACACCUGGACACUGUUAUUUUCUGGUUAUAUAACUUUUGUUGCACUUGAACGACUCCUUUACAUUCCGAAGACUUUGGCCCCGGUCGGACAUUGAUUGUUUUUCUUUUUAAAUCAACGAUCAAAGUCAUUUUUUUCUUAUUAUAAUAUUAUUCUGAAUAGACCAAACAAGCAGGAGGCACUAGCCUACUUUUCUUUCUUUUUUUGCACAACCCAGAAAUAGUCUUAACUGUUUUUUUCCUUGACGCGUAGUCUUAAAUUAAGUAACAAAACAGUCUAAAAUGGCAGGUAUGAACUCUCUGGAUGCUGUGAAGAGGAAGAUUCAGUGUUUGCAGCAGCAGGCCGACGACGCGGAGGAUCGGGCUCAGGUCCUACAGAGAGAGCUGGACAGUGAACGGGAGCUCCGAGAGAAAGCGGAGGGUGAUGUAGCAGGUCUGAACCGUAGGAUUCAGCUGGUGGAGGAGGAGUUGGACCGAGCCCAGGAGAGGCUGGCCACAGCACUGCAGAAACUGGAGGAGGCAGAGAAGGCCGCAGAUGAGAGCGAGAGAGGGAUGAAGGUGAUUGAGAACCGAGCGAUGAAGGACGAGGAGAAGAUGGAGAUUCAGGAGAUGCAGCUGAAGGAGGCUAAACACAUUGCAGAAGAGGCCGACCGUAAAUACGAGGAGGUGGCCCGUAAGCUGGUGAUCCUGGAGGGUGAGCUGGAGAGAGCUGAGGAGAGGGCUGAGCUCUCAGAAUGUAAAGCCAGUGACCUGGAGGAGGAGCUGAAAAAUGUGACCAACAACCUGAAGUCCUUAGAAGCCCAGUCUGAGAAGUACUCAGAAAAAGAAGACAAGUACGAAGAGGAGAUCAAAGUCCUGACUGACAAACUGAAGGAGGCUGAAACUCGUGCAGAGUUUGCAGAGAGGACAGUGGCCAAACUGGAAAAAUCCAUUGAUGACCUGGAAGAGAAAUUAUCACAUGCCAAAGAGGAGAAUCUGGGCAUACAUCAAGUCCUGGACCAAACCCUGCAGGAACUGAACAGCUUAUAAACACACAGAGAGGAAACUGGAGAGGAUGAGAUCGUCACGUAACAUUCCUUCAAUGUUCGACUCCAUUCCACAUUUCGAGCUGUAAAAUCUUUAUUCCCCGUGAGAAGGGGGAUUAACUUAAUGCUUGUCCCUUGAUGUUUUUUAUUUUUUUUCUAAGGCACAACCUUCUUUUAUUUUUUAAGAUGGGAAGUUACUUUGACCACAUCGCUUUUAUUUUUUUUUAUCUCCAGCUGUGAUUGCAGAAAUUCUCCCCAGAAAUACUUUUUGACCACUCAUUUAGAAAGAACUGGCAAUUAUUACACCCAUAAGAAAAUCUCAGAUUUGGUCCCCAAACCACUUAAACUGGCUCAGUUUUACAUUUUAUGUGCACAUACAUUAAGCCUGUCUGAUUAUUUUAAUACAUAUGCUGCAGAUGGCGUUGGGGUUCGCUCAGUCUACAUUAGUGCCACCCAGUGGUGAUGUGAAGUUAGUCAUCAGUUUCAUUUUUCUGAUCAUGCUGUACAAACUUAAGAGGCUACAAGUUAACAGACAUUCGACUUCUCUGUGCCUGUCUUUGCAGUAUCCUCUUAAAUCUGUAAUCUCUAAAUCUCUAUAUUUGUACAGCAUGGUCAAAUGGACAGGUGACCUUAUGGAAAGGUUUCACUGAUACACAGGUCAAAGCACAUGCUGCUCAGUCACUCUAGGCUUCCUUACAUUUAAUUAAAGAUUAAUGUCUCUUCUGCCAAUCCCCAGUCAUCCUGAGGCCUACAUGUUGGAGAUGCACUGGAUAUUUAUGUGCAUCCAGCUUUACUACUCUCUCUCUUUGGUGUGGGAAUCUGUGCAGAACCUGGGAGCUGUGCAUGUAUAGUAUCUAGCAGUGACCUGCAACUCUAAGCUGUACUACCUUCCCCUGAGCUUGACCUGACCAUAGACACUUUCAGCAUCGUUGCCAACAAUACGCCAUAAUGUAGCCAAUAUUUACUAGAUUUACAAUAUAUUAUUACAUGAGCGAGCUAAACCCCAAACCACUGGAAGCUCAGUCAAGUUUUAAUAACCAUGGAUACUUAUUGUAUAUAGUAGAAUAAUGUUAGGUAUAUGAGAAAUUGUAUUGCUUUGAUUUUUUUCUGGGUUUUGUUUCAUUUACACCACUUUUUUUUGCCAGGGGAACUCUCCAAAGACCAAAGAACACGCAUAACACAGACAAUAAAUUCUUAAAUUGUUUUAUUUUUUUUGUUUGUGAUGGUCAUCAUGGUUUCAUCUCAUGCCAGGGCCAUGAAAAGCGCCUCACACGUGAUCAAGACCAUUUCGAAAUGUUUCAUUCACCACCACCACCCCCCCUCUAUGUCAACCUAAUAAAUGUUUUACAGAAA
Molecule: messenger RNA, 2539 nt
Organism: Dicentrarchus labrax (European seabass)
Lineage: Eukaryota; Metazoa; Chordata; Actinopteri; Moronidae
Gene: tpm4a
Product: tropomyosin 4a
Exons: 8
Coding region: 444-1190 (248 amino acids)
Biological process (GO): actin filament organization; muscle contraction
Cellular component (GO): actin filament
Molecular function (GO): actin filament binding
Source: RefSeq, a predicted model, not a curated record